AUACCUUCUCUUAAAAAUUGAUGUAUACAUUUUAACAUGUGGAUUUUUUAUUAUAGAUAAUAAUAUGAUAUUUCAAUAUUUUAAGGUCGUAACAGUUAUGAUUUACAUCAUGAAGAACAAGAAAAACCUGCAGCAUAUAUGGAAUCUAUUACUGAAAGGGAUAAUUUAGAAAAAAAUUCAAAAUUCAAUGAAUCAGAUACUACUACUGUUAUUCGACGAUCUCAUGUACGUGUUGAUCUUCAAGCUGCUGGUCUGGGACCACGACCACCAUCUGUUGUCAGCUCAGAUCAAGAAUACCCACCUUUAGAACAUAAGGAUAUACCAAUAUCUUCGCCAUAUGUAAAGAAAAUACAACAAAAUCAAGAAAUUUCUCCUCAAAAUAAUGAAAUUAAACCACAAGUAAAAAUAAAUAUAGAAGAAAAUACAUUAGUAAAAAUUGAUUCAACAAAAAGUUGCCAUAAUAAGAUAUCUCAAGAAAGUAAUCAAGAUCAUGUACGAAUAAAUUCAAUGAUUACAGAAGAAAAUCAAAAUAUAAUUUUAGAUAAUAAGUCAAAAUCAAAUAUUAACAAUGAAAAACAUACAUUUUCUGAAACUGUAUGUCAAAAAACAGUAUCCAAUGCCAAAAAUGAUCAAAUUAAAAUCUCUGUACGUGAAAAACUAGCAAAAAAUAAAGAAGAAGUUUCUGGAAAACGUUCAAGUUUUGCUGAAAUAGAUAAUAAAGUAGAUCAAACAGAAAAAGUUAGCUUAAACACAAGUCAAUGCUCAGUGUUUUCAAAUGUUCAUAAUACUGAAAAUUCAUCUGAAAAAUUGAAUGACAAAGAAACCGAAUUAAAUGAUGCUUCAUCACACUCAGAAAAUAUAUCUAAAUUUAUAUCAAAAACAAAUAAGAAGGAAUUUAUAACAUUAGCAGGUGAUGCAGUAUCAUCACCCAAACCCAAUUCUCAAACAAUAAGUAAUAUUUUAAAUAAAAGUACAGAAGAAUUAAAUCAACCACAAACAACAUGGGAGCAAGAGAAACAGAAGGCUGAACUGGCAAAGUUGAGAUUACAAGAAAAUACUUUUACAAAUACAGUUCAACAAAUUAAUAUGUCUCAAAAUGUAUCAUCUACUAUUGUAACUUUGCAUCAUACAGAAAAGAAACAAUUAAACGAACAUAUUAUAUCUGAAAGUAGUAUUCAUGAUGAUAGUGAUUCCAGUGAGACUAAAACUAUUACAAAUUUGGAGUAUAUAUCAACAAUGGAUGCAAAAAAUACCAUGGAAUGUAAUAAUUCUAAAACUAUUACAGAAAAUUUUUCUAAAGCUACAAAUCAAACAAUUCCUAUAACACCAGAUACUAUGACAGCUGAUGAAGCAGAAAAUUUAUUAAGUUCACGCAUCCUAGAAAAAAAAUAAGCAUCGUGAAUCACAUGAAUAAUCAAUUAGACAAGGAUCAGCUUUAUUAUCAGACGAAGAAGCUCAAGAAAUAGCAAGAUUAUUAUCACCCACUACACAUGCUGAAGUUGUAAGUGAAGAAUCUAUUGA
Molecule: messenger RNA, 1521 nt
Organism: Apis florea (little honeybee)
Lineage: Eukaryota; Metazoa; Arthropoda; Insecta; Hymenoptera; Apidae
Gene: Spn
Product: protein phosphatase 1 regulatory subunit spinophilin
Biological process (GO): neuron projection development; actin filament organization; calcium-mediated signaling
Cellular component (GO): actin cytoskeleton; cytoplasm; postsynaptic density
Molecular function (GO): actin filament binding
Source: RefSeq, a predicted model, not a curated record